Messenger RNA from Fulvia fulva, 2619 nucleotides. RefSeq lists its product as uncharacterized. The transcript has a single exon. NCBI's taxonomy places the organism in Eukaryota, Fungi, Ascomycota, Dothideomycetes, Mycosphaerellales, Mycosphaerellaceae. Bases 1 to 2619 code for a protein of 872 amino acids. The record is from RefSeq and is a predicted model, not a curated record.
AUGUCAACACACGGCUCUGGAAACAGCUCCUAUAGCAGAGAGGCCCCACCUGUCUCGCAAUACUUACACGAUCGGCUUAACCAGCAUCGAGCGAAGAGCACGCGCCCGAAACAUGCGCGACACACCGACUUUGGACCACAGCGAGGCCGAGACGAUGACAUUUUCCUCAUUGAAGCAGAGGCCGGCCGCGACGCCAGGCCAUUCGACAGCUCACCCAUUACUGCGAUCGCGAAGACCUCCCGUGCUGGUAGUGACAGCCGGCGACGGGCACUUGGCAUCAGGGACAUGGACGAGCAGUUCGACCGCUUGAGCAAGCAGAACUUUGCCCUCAAGCUGGAGCUCGACCACAGGAGAGAUCAAACGGUGAAGCUCCAGGAGCAGAUUGAGGCUAUGAGGGCGCAGGUCGAGCGAGCAGAUACCUUGGAGGAUGAGCACAAGGAGCUGCUCAAGAUCAACUCGCAGAUGGUGGAGGAGCUCGAGCAGCGCGACAAGGCUGUGGAGGAGGCCAUGGACAUAAUAUGCGACCUCGAAGACCGCGUCGCCUACCUCGAGUCGAAGCAGAGUAACACGAGGCCGUCGACUGCUAAUCCGGAUUCGGGAUAUGCUGGUACUGAGAACAUGGACCAAGAAUUGCCGUCUCCACCACGGCAGAUCAGCGCGCAGCGAAAGACAUCCCAUGCCAAUGCCAGGAGACCAUCAGUAGAGAUCUCGGCUGCAUCACAAAAGCUGCAAGGUCUGCUCGCACAGUCGACCCCAGCCAAAUCAAGAAGAGAGCCGGCAGCUCUGAGCGCGAAGAAACCCAGCACGAACGCUCUCAGAAGCGUCUACUUGGCUAGUAGCAAGGAGCUGCACCCCGUGAAGAGCUUUCAGUCUAUGCUGUCGCGGCAAGGCCUCAAAGCCGAGGACGAUGCGGAGGAUGUGCUCAACUCGCCGCGACUCAGUACGCUGAGUGAGAGUAGCUUUCCGUCCAUCUACGAACCUCAAGGACCGCAGGUCAGCCCAGAGCGCUACGACUGGGAGGAUGGUCAUAGUAACGUCGGUGUCGCUUCAGCGCGCGGAUCUCGAUCGCAUCUACGCCAGGACAGCAUGAACCGCGUCAGCCAAUGGAUCGAAGAGGGCGAUGUGGAGCAUUUUACGCCGUCCAAGAGUAAUAGCAUCUCAACACCAUUGGCCGCCGAGUUUGAUCAGCGCACCGUAACACCUAUUGCUAGAGACUCCGAUCAGACACAAUAUCGAUCUAUGAACGAUGCCCUGACUGCAGCGACUGUGCAGUCCAUGACCCCAACAGCGUCCAAUGGCCUCCCCAAGACUGUCGAAGCGCGUCUCACGAAGCAGUGCCUCCUAACACGUCAGCCACGUCCAAACAGCUUCGCGGGGCCCAUCUUUGGAGAGCCACUUCUGCCGCCCACUCCCGACAGUGCCAGUACACACAUGCUCCGCGCGUCAAACUCAAGCAUGUCCGAAGGUCGCAAUCUAUUCCCAGCUGAUGCUGCUCCACCCAAUGCUGGUCUGCCACCAGUUUUACCGCCGCGUGAAGGUGGUGUGCGAACAGCACCAAGAUUGAUGAGGUCUUCUGUCGAGCUAAGCACCGCGUUUCAGAGCAACCUGCAAUAUCGCAAUGCCAAUCUAGAUGGUUCUCGAGCGGAGGGUGCCUAUGAUGCAAGCGACGCAGACUGCGAAUACUACGCUGAGAGGAUCCGAGACUUUGGCAUUGAAUAUCAAGGCUAUCCCGACGGCGGCUCGAUCGUUAUGGGAACACCUAGUAGGUUUCUCAGACACGCCAGACCACCGGUGGGGGAUAUCAUGUUCAAUAGCGCCGACAGUUCGCCGCCUCAGAGGACACGGCCACCACCAAGGCGUCGACGCUCCAGUGAUAAUCACGUUGGCAGUCCCUCGAAACGUCGUCUUGAUCGUGCCGAGACAAGUCCUGUCAUCGUCGGUACAUCUGCCAAAGCCGGUAGUGGGGGAGGUCAGAUGUCUGCCGAAAGCAUGUUCAGUCCGCAUUCUGCUCACUCUGGAUCAUCGGGAGAGCGGACGAUUGUGCAAGCUGAACAGCAACGCAGCCGAGCCAGAUCGCCGCUUGCUUCACCGUCAAGCAGUCGCAUGGCAUCAAGCAUCAUUUCGCCAGUGCGAUCGCGAAUGUCGCCCUCUCCAGGCCGCACGCUGAGCCAAAGGACCGCGGGCCUGUUCAGACGUCUCAGCGCCAGCAAUGGCGACCGCGAAGUGUCGCCACUGCCCACCUUGACUUCCACGCCCUCUUCGGCAUAUGCUAACAGUACGCCGAUCGAGCUGAGAAGGCCAAAGACAAGCCAUGCCGACCGUUCGCCUCCCAACUCGGCAGCCGCUACCAUUCCUCGCCCACCGAGCAGCCAUGAAACCCGCAGACCAUCGCUUCAGCUGAGGACCAAGACUGAGCCGGCUACUGCGCGUCCACCCUCUUCUGCUGCCGAAAGAACGAAUCAGGCCAACGACAAACGCGGCCUCUUCAGACGCAGCAACAGCGUCAAGAAGAAUGCGGAGACUGGGACCGAUGCUCACACCAGAGGGUCGACAAAGCGACGAGGCAGCAUUAGAGAUGCAGUUUCGACAGCGGCAGGACGUCGACCUUGGCGAGGCUAG